Messenger RNA from Mollisia scopiformis, 2823 nucleotides. RefSeq lists its product as uncharacterized. The record is from RefSeq and is a predicted model, not a curated record. The transcript has 2 exons. Bases 1 to 2823 code for a protein of 940 amino acids. Lineage: Eukaryota; Fungi; Ascomycota; Leotiomycetes; Helotiales; Mollisiaceae.
AUGUACGAAGACGAUGAGUUUGCGAGGUCUUUGAGACCUGCUCAGGAUGCGGUGGAUCGGGAGAGUCGAAUAUUUACGGCCGAAGACUCGGAGAUGAUGAACAUGAUCUUUCAAUAUCUGGACAACGAUGGGGAUUCGAAACAGAUUGAAACCAAGGCCACGAAAGCAUGGGAACCUCCUCGAUUAGAUUUUGAUCCUGCAUUGGUGGGGGAUUUUCAGCGUUUUGCUGAUUAUAAUGGAUCGAGUCAAGAAUCAUCGCCAUCUCCUUCGGUUUCUUUAUUCUCGGAGGUAUCUGGAAUGACCACUCCAAGAACUUUGAGCAACAGGUCUUCACGAUCUCCAAGUGGAAUGAGGCAUCAAGACGAUUUCCGCAUGACGACAAAGCCGGCCGACAAGUUGACCGUGGUGGACAGACCAGUUCGACUAACACCAUCACCUCCAACAGCGGCACAAAAUCCACCAACGUUCGAAAAUAGAGAGGUCCACGAUGAAGCCAGCUUGCCUCAACAAUCAACAUCACCCGUUGCGCCACAAGCAGCAAACUCGAGUGUUCGUCGACACGAAUUGAGGGAUCCUCAGGAGAAGAGGCAAAAUUCGUAUAACGAAGGGCACUGGCCGUCGAUGGCGACUAUCGCUAGCAAAUACGAACGCAAGGGCUCAAGAAAGGAUGCCUACCGCCACAAGAUGCUACCAGCAAUUCCCCCUCCAAUGGCUUCUGGUGCGCGGAUAGAUGAGUUGGAGGAGCUUGCUCAAGCCGUUCAACCAUCGCAACGUCAAAUUUACUUGCCUUCAGCAUACGUUCCUCAAGAGUCAAAGAGAUCUCAAGACUCCUCCCGAACCGCACACGGCCCAUCCCGAUCUCCUCCUUUGGAAUCUACGCGUGCGCAGAGUCAAAGAAGCUCUCAUGAAGUAUCCCCAUCUCCUUAUCAACCUGUCUACUCUCCAGAGAACUCCAGUGCUCGCACUUAUGAGUCGAGAAGCUCACAGAAUACUUUCCAAACUUACCGCAAUCCUCUCCCCGCCCUACCGGAGUCUGGUCCUCAGAACGUCGAACCGCCAUACUCUCCUACCUUGAACCGUCCUCAACCACCACCAACCGAUCCCAGUCUCCGCAGAUAUGAAUCUUUCAAGAUGGCAGGCGCCAGCGCAGGGAGAUAUGAGCUCAAAGAUCCACAUGAAGCCAUUCCAGUCGAUGAGGCAAGGAACAAAAGUCUCGACAACUUGGUAGGACCGAAACCGAGUCUCAGGUCUCGAUUCUCAUUCCCAAAGCCAACAAGAGCGACGAUCACCAGCUUUGUCGAUAUCUUGCCUCAAGCUCCACCUUCACCUGCUGUCACACCACCUGGAGAAUCUGGAUUGUUUCCCAUACAGCUCAGGAUCCCUACUCCGGAUUUCAGCCUACCUCCUCGUCCUCCUAAGAAGGAACUCCCGGUUGAACCACUGCCAUCAGUUUUGAGUAUUGGACAGAAAGACGCAAGUACAGGUAUCUCUACUUUCGUAUCUGACGCCACACCAUCCCGCUCUUCUAGUGGCAAUUCGACCCGCAUGUUAACCCCAAGUCUGACGAUCCAAAUCCCAGAAUCAACUAGACCAGCACCACAGAAAGUGGACAGUGAGAGGCCAGGAUUGAGCGAGGCUCUAAACAAGUUCAAGCAAGAUUCCAUGUUGGCUAGACCACGUCCCAAGCCUCAGCGUAUGGACGCUCAGGACAAUGUGUUGGUCACGAUGCCAAUGUGGAAUCCACCAGCAGUACCAGACAAGUCCAAGAUAGCUCGCACUUCGGAUUCGAUUCUGGCUCGACCUCGGCCAAAAGCGCAACCUAAGUUUGAGCUAGCUGAUACCAAUGGGAAGGCAGACGAUUGGCGAGCAUCAGCACCAGCUCCAUCCCGCCCUGAGAUUCUCAACGUCUCAGCCCCAGAGGCUCAACCAACACCUUAUAGACCAGCAUCAGUUCCCGCUCUCCAAGCCAACACUAAGGAGACUUUCGAAGAAGCAAGGCCCAAACCCAAGAAAAUAACCUUCGACGAAUCCUCCAUCUCCCCACAAGGCUACCCCCUCGAAUCCGCCGCCCCCAUGAUCCCCGCGCCCAACUUCAGCCGCACCGCCCACACCUACGCCUUCCACUCGCCCACGGCCCACGAACUCCAACACGCAGCCUCGCAAUUCGAAGUCCAAGCCCCCAUCAUCCCACGCCCACUGAACAUCGCGCCCAAGCCCCGGGACUUUGACCGCGAGUCCGCGAUCUCGAAGGCGAAACUCGCUCAGAAAGCUGCAAGCCAGGCGAAGUGGUUCCAUUCCGGGUUCUGCGCCUCGAGUACAGGAUUGCAGAUGACGAUGUCGAGACGCGUAGCCACGUUCUCGAAAUUGGAGUGGGCGGUGGAGUCCUCGGAUUCGAAGAGGGGGAUCCGGUGUUUUACGCAGACGAAUACGUUGUCGCGGCGCACGGAUUUCUUUGAUGAGAAAGGGGAGCGGUUGUUUUGUUUCCAGCGGAAGACUGGGAGUACGAGGGUUGGAGAAACCGGGGAUGGGGUGGGGUUGUUUAGUGUGAAGAAUUCGAGUUUUGGGUUGAGUCCAUAUUGGGUUGUGGAGCUGGGGGCGGGGGAGAAGUUGAUGGAUGGGGAGAGGAGGUGGGUUGCGAGGGGGAAUGAGAGCUUGACUGUUGUGGAGGUUAGUUGGGGUGGGUUUGAGGUGGGGAGGAUCAGUGUUAAGGCGCAGUUGGGGAAGCAUACUUAUACGGUUGAUGUCUCUGCGGAGAUGAAUUAUGCUAUUAUGGCGGCGUUGGUAACGGUGUUUGAUGAUUGGAGGAUGGAUCAUGCGUGCUAG